Molecule: messenger RNA, 981 nt
Organism: Pestalotiopsis fici W106-1
Lineage: Eukaryota; Fungi; Ascomycota; Sordariomycetes; Amphisphaeriales; Sporocadaceae
Exons: 3
Coding region: 1-981 (326 amino acids)
Cellular component (GO): cytoplasm
Source: RefSeq, a predicted model, not a curated record
AUGCCUCAACUUGUUGGAAAAGAAAUUGGCCCUAUCGGCUAUGGCCUUAUGGGCUUCACAUGGCGCGCAGAGCCAACCCCAACGGAUGAGGCUAUCGAGACUAUGCGCGCUGCUCUAGAAGAUGGCCUCAAUUUUUGGAAUGCAGGCGAAUUCUACGGCACAGCCGAGUACAACUCGAUGCAUCUGCUGGAGCGCUACUUUGCAAAGUAUCCCGAGGAUGCCGACCGAGUCGUGCUCUCGGUCAAGGGAGCAGCGGGCAGCCACGGAGGCGGCCCGGACGGGUCGCCCGAGGGGAUCCGGCGCUCUAUUGACAACUGCAUCACGCUGCUCAAGGGCCGCAAGAAGAUUGACAUUUUCGAGUGUGCCCGCCGCGACCACAAGACGCCGCUCGAGGUCACGUUUGACGUCAUGAACAAGGAGUACGUCCAGACUGGAAAGAUUGGCGGCAUUGGCAUUUCCGAGGUCAAGGCCUCGACGUUGCGCGAGGCAGCCAAGAUCACCAAACUGGCUGCGGUCGAGAUUGAAUUUUCACUAUUCUCUACAGACCCCCUGCAAAACGGUCUCGUGGCAGCUGCCAAGGAGCUCGACAUUCCCAUUGUCGCCUACUCACCCCUAGGUCGCGGCAUCCUGAGUGGACAGAUCAAGACGGUCGAGGAGAUUCCUGAGAACCUGCGCAUCUAUCCUCGGUACCAGCCUGAUGUGUUUCCCCUCAACCUCGAGCUCGUCAAGCACAUUGAGACCAUUGCCGCCAAAAAGAGCGUCACCCCCGCGCAGCUUUCCAUCAACUGGAUCCGGGCGGCCGGCGCGAAAGCUGGCGUCGUGGCCAUCCCCAUUCCUGGAGCCACCAAGGCUUCUAGGGUGCAUGAGAACUCUACGCUGGUUGAGAUCACGGAUGAGGAAUACUCGGAGCUGGACGCUAUUUUGAAGAAGAUUGAUAUUGUGGGAGCACGCUACCCUGAUUUUAUUCCUAUGGACGGCUAA